CAGAGAGAGGAAUCAAUCCACUCGUGCUGCGCGCGACGCCUACAAUCAGGAUCAGGAAAGGAGCCAUGGCUCGAGCCAAGCCGCGCUCGAACGCGCGAAUGAACCAUUCAAUGUGAAGAACAAAUGAACGGUUCCGCGAUACCACCCACACUCGACAUAUCUCUACACCCUCUCUCUUUCUAUGGUUUCUGUCUCUCUCCCUUCCCUCGUUCAAUUCAAUCCCUAAUUCUCUCUCUCUCUCUCUCUCUCUCUCUCUCUACCUUCACCUUAUCGUCGUCGUCGUCGUCCGCCGUCCUCUAUUUCAGGGAGCAACAUAUAUCAAAAAAGAAGAAUAGGGGAGUAAAAGCAGAGGAGUCAAACAUUAACCCUCAUAUUUCUCUUGAGUGGGAUGGAACUCAGAGAAUGGUGGUUGCUAUAAGGGAUCAAAUUGGCAUUAGUUGGAAUGAUGUGCGGCCAUAUAUUGAUUCUACUUUCACCAGCUACAAUAUUCCGGCAGAUGUUUUUGUUGUUCCGCAUGGCAUUUAUGAACUGAAUAAUCUGGAAGAUGUGCUUACCUACGAGGUUUGGCAGACAGAUCUUUCAGAGAAUGAGAGAAGUGAUCUUAUGCAGUUUCUUCCUAGGGGAUCAGACUCAUCAGAUGCACAGCAAAUUGUGAAAGCAUUGCUUGCUGGGGAUUACUUUAACUUUGGAAACCCUUUUCUUAAAUGGGGUACCUCACUUUGCUCAGGUCAUUUCCAUCCUGAUGUCAUUCUUCGUCGGGAACAGUGUCUUAUGGCUGAGAAGAAGGUGUACUAUAAGGAGUUGCAGAAGUAUCAUAAUGGUUUGAUUGCAUAUUUACUGAACUUGAAGGAGACAUACACCAGAUGUGAGGAUCCUGAAAAGGAUUUUUUGCAGAAAAUAUGGAGGUCAAGAAAAGAUAUGGAGAAAUACAGUUCUUCUCAUGCAAUUGAAUCCAGAUUCUGUGAUCUUGAUGAAAAUGCCACACCUACGUCUGAGUCUGGUUCUUGGGUUGCAGAAGAGAAAGCAUGCUGUAGUGAUAACCAGAUUUCGUCUUUGAUCAAGGGCAGGAAACUUCAGAACAGGUUCUGUGACAAAGGCUUCCCAAUGGACCAAAAUAGACAAAUAUUGCUUACAGAAGAUGAUGCACUUAAUGUAAGAGCAACCCCAAAGAAAGGAGACAAGCUACUCAAGCGUAAUAAUAUUUACAAUAAUGAUGGUGCUAAAUACAUGUCGUAUGUUAAGGUUAGCAAGAAGCAGUAUGAAAUUGUUAAGAGCAUGAAGCAGUCUGGCAGAAGCAUUCAUUUCAGGUCUCUUAACAGGAUUUUAGGUAAUGACUGUAACAUACUACCUUAUCAAGUCUUUGUGGAAGAAGAGCAGAAGAAUUUGCGGAAGCACUGGCUGCAAUUGGCAAGAAAAGAUCUCCCAGUAGCUUAUGAAAUUUGGAUGGAGAUGCGUUUGCAGAGACGGAAAAUGGCAGUUUCUUUGGAGACAAACAUGAAGGAAAGGCUAGAGUCUGUAAUGGAGCAGGAUGAAGGCAAUGAUAACCAUAGUAUGCUUCAGGAUGAGCUUGAAGUGGGGAAUCAUGAAUCUACCGUGCAUGAUGAAGAAAAGCCUGUACCUGAUAUGCCACAAGGGGAGGACUUCCGCAUGGAAGGAGAUGAGAAGUCUCAGCAGUUUACUGAUGGGUUUGAGUGCAACCUCACAGAUAUAGAUUCUGAAAAACAUAUGUGCAUACAAUCAGAUAAGGAUUCUGAGAAAAACGUCAUUACAGUAUCUGAUCAUUCUCCUCCAAACUUGUCAGAGUACUCGGGGAAUCUGAACAUUGCACAUGCCACUGUAAGUCAGGAAGCUCGUUUGUGUUCUGGUGGAGAUGCCUGGAAGGCAGUCAGCAUGCCACUUUCUUACCAUGAUUCUUCUGCAAACCAUGAAUAUGCAUCUGUCUGUGAAUUUUCGGCUAUGCUUCCACAAGUUAAUGACCUGCAUCAGACAUGCAUACUAGAUCUGGAAUCUGAUUUGCCUGCGGGAAACAUGGGGAAGGAUCUAUCGCACAAACAAUCAGAUAAUGGCUCCUUCAAUUCUUACCUAAACCAAGAUCGAAAUGAAUUGCUUCAGUCGCUCUUUAAGGGCCAGGGCAUGUUAUCCUACCCUUUGCAGAAACAGGCUGGGUUUGAUUUCCGGCCACCAAACAGUGUGUUUAUGAGUAACGGUCAGUAUCCCAUGCAUUUUGAGGAGCAGCAGCACCAGUCACUGCCUCUGGAGCUGGGGCAGAAGAGAGACAAUGGUGUCUACAUGCCUCAAAACUUAACUGAGAGCAUGUAUUCUGAUGGAGGUAAAUACCUAACUCCGAGGCAGCAGCAUCUUACUCCAGUCAAUUUGCAGGAUUGGAAUGUCAGGAGUGUUCGGAUGCCAGGACCUCUCCAAUCUCACUCAAGUUGUGGAGACACGUUGAGUCAGUAUUGGUUGUCUAGUGAGCAUCCAGUUCAUGGUGGAUGGUCCGGGUUAGACGCUGCUAACAUCACAAGUCACAACAUUGGGAGUGGAAGUGCUGCGAAUGAGAGCUUAUUUAGUGUCCUAUCUCAUUGUAACCAAUUACGUUCAGGUAACCCUUAUCAUUUAGCUGGCUCCACUGACCAGUUCAUUUCUCCUAGGAGCCAUGGAAUGAUGAGUGGGGUUACCCCACGGAUAGGCAAUGUUCUACCACAAGCAGCUCAUGCACUUGAUUAUUUGGGUGGCCGCGAAGCAGCUACUUCCGUGAUGCAUGAUGAUAUGCAAUGGAUGAACUUACCCCAUCAGAACUCUGGUUUAUGUGAUCCAAUGGGAAAAUCAUUCUUGAGGUCGUGGAACCGAUGACAUCUAUUUUUUUCCAUAUUGGGACUGCGUAUACGGUUGGUUCAGAGGCCGGACAGGACAACAAAUGCAAAUACAAGAGGCUUGUAAAACAAUUUUUUUGACUUGAUAUAGGUGAUGCAGAGGAGGGGAAUGGUGAUGACGCAUUUGAGGUUACUGGAGGUCACAGAAGAUGAAAAAGUAAAGCUGGAGAUAGGUUCUGUACAUACCUAUACAAGGGCUAUAGCAACCAUGUACAUAUGUUAGAUGAGCAGGCAGGUAGCAGCUGGGGGGUUGUGGGAUUUUUUGGACAAAUCCAGGUACUCUAAUUCAUUAGCUGAGUUACAUUCUAGAGUUUAAUUUUCCUGGGAUUUUUUUUAUAUUUUCUUUUCUCUGUUGAGAUUUUUUUUCAAUAAAUUUUGGAGGCUUAAAUUUUUGUGGAGGCAAAUGCUGGUUACAUAAUGAAGGUCUUUUAAGUUUAGUAUCAUUUUUAUGUUUGUUGGUAUUGCCAAAGUGCAAGUGUUUUCAUCAUGAUUUGUUCUUAAGCUGGAAGCACUUCCAAAAUACUAUAUUACACUAAAUUCGCCUUAAAUUCGAUGGUAUGAUGUUGAAUGAUUCGCU
Argentina anserina (silverweed cinquefoil) is the source of this 3447-nucleotide messenger RNA. RefSeq lists its product as uncharacterized. The record is from RefSeq and is a predicted model, not a curated record. Bases 124 to 2850 code for a protein of 908 amino acids. The transcript has 10 exons. Gene Ontology annotation, cellular component: Ino80 complex. NCBI's taxonomy places the organism in Eukaryota, Viridiplantae, Streptophyta, Magnoliopsida, Rosales, Rosaceae.